Pyrus x bretschneideri (Chinese white pear) is the source of this 1191-nucleotide messenger RNA. RefSeq names its product coiled-coil domain-containing protein 86-like. NCBI's taxonomy places the organism in Eukaryota, Viridiplantae, Streptophyta, Magnoliopsida, Rosales, Rosaceae. Gene Ontology annotation, cellular component: nucleolus. The transcript is spliced from 3 exons. Bases 182 to 778 code for a protein of 198 amino acids. The record is from RefSeq and is a predicted model, not a curated record.
AACUACUAGAACAAGCGUGAAAAAGAAGCCAGCAGCUGUGAGAAGCACCUUCCAACGUCCGAGGUUGCAGUUGUUACUGGCAGCCCUCAUCCUUGCAAUUGUGAAAUCAGGAAAAUCCAGUGUUAGAGCCAGCACAUGAGUGAAAGACCUAGGACUGUAAAUCAAACAAGCCCCGUCAUCCAUGGCCUGCACAAUCGAUUUCCGCUGCCUAGACGAGGGCUUCGGUGGCAAAACCUACAAGCGCAAGAGAAACCCCCAAUCCGCCGACGAAGAUGCCUCUAUCUUUGGCGGCGCUGCAAUGGAUAUCGACGACUCAUAUCCACCUCCGGCGAAGCGGUCGGCGGUACCCUCCUCGGACAAUCCUGACAAGCCCAUCUUCGGGAAGCCGAGCUACGACGGCGUGAUCGCAGGAAAAGUCUCCGGCCGGAAAUGGAAGCAGCCGAGGAAGCAGAGGGCGUCGGCGGCGCAAGUCAGCCGAAAGGGGACAACUUUCGAGGAGAGGGCGAAGGCGAAGAAGAUAAAGAGGGCCUACAGAGAGAGAAUGACGGAGCUGAAGGACGAGAUCAAGAAGAACAAGGAGGAGAAGAGGAGGAAGAGCGAGGAGAGGGAGAAGAAGAAGAAGGAGAACAUUUUGAGGUCUGGUACUAAGCUGCAGGUGAUUUCGAACCCGAAGACGAUAAAAAAUAUUGCAAAGACGAAGGAUCGGAAGCUCCUCCAGCCGGUUCCGGAGCAUUUGAUCGACAAGAACAGGAGGAAGAGGAAGAACAACGACGAAUAGACUAAUGCCGCCUUUCUGGUCCAUUACAUCAAUGGGAACAAAGGUAAUGCCUCCUGGGCUAUUUUCCCUUUGCUUUGCCAAAUCUGGAAUCUCCGGCAUUGCCUUGUGUCCUCUAAGUGAUGUUGGAUUCCUCGCCAAGCAAAUUCUGCAGCCGGCUGGGUUGCCUCGCAUUGUAGAAGUGGGAUGUGUUCGGAAGUCUGGGUUACCAAACCCCCAUCCGCUCUAGUUCAUAUUUUAACCAUUGAUGGUCUACCCUGCCCCCAUUCAUUUUUGUUUUGGGUUGCUUGGUUCUCUGGAGUGGUGACUCAGCUAGCCGUUGUCUUCUUAAUCACUCUUAAGUUCCUUGUCUCCCUGGGUUUCUCUGUUCUAUCCUUGGCCGUGGAAAGCUGGCUUUGGCCGCUUUCCCUGUUCCG